AUGUCACUAUUCACAGGAAUUCUCCAGAGCCAAGCUCCCCCGAAGCAAGAUGCGACCUCAACCAUCCAGACACUAUGCCUGCGAUUAUCAACAAGUACGUUAUUGGAAGACCGGAGAGCGGCGAUUCAAGGGCUGCGCAGCUUUGCGAGGGAGUACAAAGAGACUGUUGCAUCAGGGGGAUUGAGAGGGUUGAUUGGGACAUUGAGCAAGGAUGCGGAAGACGUCGACACUAUCAAAGUAGUGUUGGAAACACUGCUGUUGCUGUUUGUUAAAGAUGAAUCAAAUCCGGAAUCUUCAGAAGAUAUAGCAUUGUGGCUCACCGAUGAGUUCACUCAGAAGCAAGAAAAUAUCACGGUGCUGAUCGAUCUCCUACAAGAUAGUGAUUUCUACAUCCGUCUGUACACGCUACAGCUUCUGGUCGCAAUUCUUAAUAAUCGACCAUCAAGAACUCAAGAAUGUAUCCUCACAGCUCCACUGGGGAUUUCCCGCCUUGUCUCAAUUCUUGACGAUAAGCGGGAUGCAGUCAGAAAUGAGGGUAUCUUGUUGAUAAUAAACCUUUCCUCUGGUCAUACUGAUAUCCAGAAGCUCAUUGCCUUUGAGAAUGCUUUUGAAAAGGCCUUCUAUAUAAUCGACUCUGAAGGUGGUAUUGACGGUGGUAUCGUAGCGCAAGACUGCCUACAGCUGCUCUCAAAUUUACUGUCGUAUAAUGUGUCCAAUCAGAGCUUUUUCAGAGAGACCGGCUGUGUUCCUAAGCUAGCAAAGCUGUUUGAGUUCGACCAAAGAGAUGUAGCACCGUACGCAAAAGACCAGAGGGACACUAAUGUUCAAUAUGCGACGAGGGUUGUGAGAUUAUUCGUUGUUCCAGGGGGGUUGGGGACUGCCGCAAACCAAAUGGCGUUUUUCAAUGCGGGGAUCUUGCACUUGAUGCUGAUAAUCGCAUUUUCCGCUUUUAGCGAUUAUCCAACCCGGGCCGAGGCCUUGAAAGCAGUUGCCGAUUUGAUUCGCGAAAACGACGUCCUCCAAGAGAACUUUGCACAAAUGAAGGUUACUUAUCUUGAUCCCACCGUUCCACCUGAGGUUCAGAUACAGCAGUUCAAACCGGAUGAUAUGUGCUAUGUUAUUGAGGGUCUACUGGACCUAGCAUUAUUGACUUCAUCAAUCAAUGCGUUUGAUGCAAGAUUGGCUGCCUGCCGGUGUCUUGAAUCCUACUUCGCUGGGAAUCAACCAGUGCGAUUGCAUUUCCUGAAUCACGCCAUUAAUCUACAUAUGAAUGGAGACCCAUCUGCGAAUAUCCUCACAUGUCUGAUAAACCUCGACUCGGAUUCUCGCGGCGAUCCGUAUCGUGUCUGGCUUGCAAGUGUCAUCUUUUUGCAUCUUGUCUAUGAUGACGGGGAAGCUAAGGCACUUGCAACUUCUGUCACUGAAGGCGAUGCUGAGGCUGGCGAAGAGGUUGUUUCGGCGAUCCAGAGUAUAUCUGCCAAUUUGGUUGCUGCUUUGGAACACAACUAUGACCCGCGAAUAAUCGUUGGUUAUCUGAUGCUAUUGUGCGUGUGGCUAUAUGAAGAUUCGCCAGCAGUUGAUGACUUCUUAACGGAAGGAUCAAGUGUACAGUCGUUGGUCUCGGCGGUGAAGCAGAGUAGUAAUUCGAAUGUGUUGGUGCAAGGGUUGUGUGCAUUCUUCUUGGGGAUUUUGUAUGAAUUCAGUCAUAAGGAUUCGCCCAUCCCCCGAGCCACACUACAUCCUAUAUUAGCUAGUCGUAUGGGGCGAGAUCAUUACCUUAAUAAAGUCACAAAGCUGCGAGAAAAUCCUCGUGUACGGGACUUUGAAGUUUUUAUGGAAGUCCCCAUGAGCAGAAGGGGAAGCGGGCUUCCAGAUGUUUUUUUCGAUCACACCUUUAUCGAUUUUCUAAAGGAUAACUAUAGUCGAAUACUACGAGCCAUUGACAAAGACCCAUCGGAAGCACACACAGGCUCGAAUGGCAAAUCAAACGGAAUUUCUGCAGAAAUGCUGGAAUCGCUCAAAACACAGCUUGAAGAGAAAGAGGAAGAGCUUUCACAACUGCAGACAACAAUUUUGAGCCUCGAGCAGCGAGUAACGCAAGAACAACACGAGGUACAAAGAACAAAAGAGGUAGCUACAGCAGAACUGCAUCGACAGAGGGAAGCAACAGAAGUGUUACGGCGGAAACAUGAAGCCGACGCUACCGCUGCUGCUGAGCGAAAUAGAGCUGCUGUUGCGGAAAUCCAGCGUAUCAGAUGGGAGACAGAGCAAGCAGCACGGGAGAACAUGGCAUUGAAGAGGCGAGUAAGCGAGCUCGAAAAUGAGUUGAAAAGAAGGGUGGCAGAGCUAGAUGGCCAACUGAAGAGGAAAGUAGCGGAGAUGGAGAGCCUGAUGAAGAAGAAAACCGCGGAACUAGAGGCUGAGAUUGAUAAGACAAAGAGGGAGACGAAUUUACAGCUUAGGAUGGCGACCGAAGACCACCAAGCCGCAAUUUCUGAAGUAGAGAAUCGAGUUAAGAGAGCAGAGAUGGCUCUUAAUGAAGCACAGAUUAAGGAGAGGGAAGCGGCGACCAGGGCACAGACAGCUGAAGCGGCAGUCGCGGCUGCAGAGAGUAGAACCAAAGAAGCUGUGGAAAACGUACAUGCUGCGGACCAAGCGGUUAAGGCAGCCAACGACACAGCUAAGGCUGCCGAGGAAAGGGCUAUGGCGGCAGAAGAGACGGCCAGAUCGGCCGAAGAAAAAGUUAAGACAGCAUCAGAUGCAUCCAGGGCAGCCAACGAGAAAGUGACAGCUGCAGAGGAGUACCUAAGACUCUCAGAAGAAAAGGUAAGGCUUUUAGAAGAGAGUAAGCAGGUAUUGGAAGAGAAAGUGGCUGCGAUGAUGGAGAAAGUCAGAGCUGCAGAGGGGUUGGCGGAAUCGUUGGAGGAAGGAAUGAAGGAGAAAUUCCGGAUUGCAGAGGAGUCAGCGAAAUCGUUGGAGGAAGAAAUGAAGGAGAAGCUAAAGGCAUCAGAAGAAGUCAUAACCGCAGCCAACUCAAAGGCAGCUACUGCCGAGGAGCGCCUACAGACCGCAGAGGAGAAUAAGAGGAUUGCAGAAGAGGAGCUCAAGGCGGUAGAGGAGAAAACCAAUAUUGCACAGGAGAAAGCACAGGCCGCAGAAGAGGAAGCCAGAGUUGCAAAAGAAAAAGCAGUGGCUGCAGAAGAGAGAGCAAUAGCUGCAGAAGAGAAGAUUAAAGUCUUGGAAGAGAGCGCAAAGUCCGGCGACGGAAAGGCCCAGGAACGACUCCACGCCGCAGAAAACACGGCAAAAACGGUGACCGAGAAGAUCAAAGCCAUCGAGGACCAACUUAAGUCUUCGGAAGAGGAGAAGAAGAAGGCGGAUGAAGAAGCCAAGAAGGCUCGGGCAAACGCGACAGAAGCGGAGCAGAGGAUCAGCACGGCAGAGGAGCAGGCCAAGACUGCCAAAAAGGAGAAGGAUGAUGUCCAGACACAACUGGAGGACCUUCUCAUGGUGCUAACAGAUCUCGAGGAGAAGCGGAAGAAUGAUAAGGAACGGUUGAAAGCCUUGGGACAGGAGGUUUCAGACGAUGAAGAUGAUGACGAUGAAGAAGGCGACGAUGAGGAUGAGUAG
Morchella importuna is the source of this 3630-nucleotide messenger RNA. RefSeq lists its product as uncharacterized. NCBI's taxonomy places the organism in Eukaryota, Fungi, Ascomycota, Pezizomycetes, Pezizales, Morchellaceae. Gene Ontology annotation, biological process: vesicle fusion with Golgi apparatus; endoplasmic reticulum to Golgi vesicle-mediated transport; transcytosis. The record is from RefSeq and is a predicted model, not a curated record. Bases 1 to 3630 code for a protein of 1209 amino acids. The transcript is spliced from 7 exons. Gene Ontology annotation, cellular component: ER to Golgi transport vesicle membrane; cytoplasm; Golgi membrane.